Messenger RNA from Fimicolochytrium jonesii, 2221 nucleotides. RefSeq lists its product as uncharacterized. NCBI's taxonomy places the organism in Eukaryota, Fungi, Chytridiomycota, Chytridiomycetes, Spizellomycetales, Powellomycetaceae. Bases 326 to 1888 code for a protein of 520 amino acids. The record is from RefSeq and is a predicted model, not a curated record. The transcript is spliced from 2 exons.
GAAAGUCUUAAGAUGCCUGUGUUCUCUGGAAGAGUGGAAACGUUAUCGUGCGCAAAGGUGCGACGACACUGGCAAUGUCCCAGACGUUCAUCCUUCGGGUCCAGCUUCGGGUCCAGCUUCGGGUCCAUGCGAAGCGCGUCUUGCCCUUUCCCAUCCCCUGCACAGCACAAGCAGCCUGACAAGCAGCACAGCACUGCAGAACAUUCGAGCGUGUUUAGCAUACACCUCAGCGCAACGUACGACCCUGGAUCAGACCUGGAGCCAACGACCACGGCUGAACAGGGAAGGACAAUAGCUUCCUGAUAGCUUCUCGGUCGGGGACAAUAUGGGGCGCGGACGGCGACAACGAAAGCAUGUUGGUCGAGAUCUCGACCUGGAACUUGACCUCGAUUCGCUGGACGAUUUUGAAACGGUCAUGGGAGAGCUUCUGGCAGUCAAGGUCGAGACUACGGCCGAUGACGCCGACGCCACUAUGAGCGACAAGCUUGAGACUGAAGACGAGGACGUUCACCUGGCAGCUAGAUUCUGCAGAAAGUGCCAGCGCAGCGGCAUUGACCACAAGUCCGUCAAACUUCAUCAGUUGUGCACUGCCCGUUGUUGCCGGUUCAACAAGAAUCAUGGCACGCUGGCAGCCAACUUCUGCAAAACCUGCCGGCGAGACGGCAUCGAGCUUACCUCUGUAGAGUAUCAUCGAACGAGUGUUGCCAAUUGCUGUCCGUUCAACAAGAAGCGAAUCAAGAAUGUAAUCGAAACCGAGGACAAGAACAUGCAGAAAUACCACGAGACCGAGAAACGCAAGCCUAGCUCGGCACAGUUGAUGGAUCGCCCGGAAGGGAACAAAAAACGCAAGCUGAACUCGACAAAGUCGCCGAAACUCCCGCCCAAAAUCAAAAAACACAAGCAGUUCUCCGCAGUCUUGAUGGAUCUCCCGCCCGAGAUCCUGCGCCAGAUAUGCCUGUGUGUCUCCGAUGGAAGCACGAUCGUCAACCUGGCUGUUGUUAACCGUAUUUUCGCCAAUCUGCUCGGAAACAAGGAUAUGCUGUUUUGGGGCGAGUGGGAGAAGCGAAACAAGGUGAUUGCUCCUCGCUGGAAAGCCGAUAAAUUCGAGAUGAUGUCAAAUGUCGGCUACAGGCGCUCUCUUGCUUUGUUCUCCCGGAAAGGAUGUGAAUUGUGCCGAAAACCUGGAAUCAAACGCGUGUACGAGAUGGGUCUGAGGUGCUGUCCGGAUUGCUACAGGAACUCCACUAUUCCUCGGCAAGCUGUGCCUCUUUGCUUGCAAAAGCGCAUUGACAUAGAUGCUGAACGGAAUCCCUCCCUGCGGUUCAUUGGACAGUACUACUGGAGGAAAAGCGUGAAUAGCUAUGUAUCGGAAACCUUCGGACUACCCGACUUGCAAGCGUAUGUGAAGACACGACGUAGAGAAUUGAAGAAGGGCGCUCAAAAGUUCCGGAAACUGAUCGCGAAGCACGCAUCGCGCACGAUGGGAGAUCUGACACCCUUUGUUCGAUUACAAUUUCAAGCAUUUGCGACCGAGUCAUACUUUCACCGCGACGUUGGAAGGGUUAUCCCAACUCCGGCAUCGACGGGUCUUCACAAAGUUUUGAAGAAACAACCGCGUCACGCUUUUUUUGAGGACUUACGCGAGCAAGGGGUGGGAGAAGUCCCCAAUGAGCAGGAAAUUCGUGAUUUCGCUGGAUCCAGGUUCAAGGAAAAAGUCCUCACUUUGGCCAAUCGACUCCUCCACUGGAAUACACGUCGAGUGCACGAGCCUUUCAUUCAAUACAUGGGAGUUGUGCAGCUGAAGGGCGACCCGGACCGAUCGGAACGUCAUGACUUCACAUCGUACAAGCGUGCUCUGCGAUACUUGAACGAGCAGCUAAUCGGUUAGUCAUCGGGGAUCCCGAUCGGGGUGACGUACAAUUGAGGAUACAUGUCUUGGCGAAAAUGAGAACUUCCAUGGCGAAAUAUUGAGAACUUGAGCAACAACGAUUGGAGAGGCGCAAGAGGCAUAUCACUGAAAGGGCAAACGAACUAAAAUACCCUCCCAAACGAUACCCUCGCGCGAGCUUCCUAUAAGACGGAUGCCGCGCAACUGUCGAAUAGUAGUAUAGGUCCCCAUCCCAUUUCCCUACCUCAAAGAAACCUAUUUUGAGAAACCGGCUGCCGGGAUGUGCUUAUUGAUGAUGUACGGCGUAAGGUGCGGGAAUCAAAAAAACAGUAG